UUCAUUAGAAGAGCAACGGCAAAUCUGGCUGAUGCAAACUUUCUAAACUCCAAGGAGGACAAAUGGCUGAGAAACAGACCAAGAGAAAAAGGUCAGACGAAUGUAAACUAAAAAAGAAGGAUUAUGAUAAAUCGAGGGCUAGGAGCCGCUUCAACAUUGGCGAGGCCUUUCAGCGGUGGUGAGACCUCCGAGAGUUAAAAGGCUUGAAGACGGAUGCGGAAGUUGCUCUUUUACUUCUCGAUAGCAAAACCAUCAUGUUUCAUGCACUUCAGCGCUUUACAACAAAUCAUUCGUGGAGUCAUUUGAGGAGACGCCAUUGCUUGUGGCCGUCUUCACCUACAUGGGCUACGGCAUCCUCACCAUUUUUGGAUAUCUGCGAGACUUCCUAAGAGAAUGGAAGUUUGAGAAGUGUCACCUGGCCAGAGAGAGAGAAGAACAGAAGGAUUUUGUUCCACUGUACCAGGACUUUGAGAACUUCUAUACCAGGAAUUUGUACAUGCGGAUCAGAGAUAACUGGAACAGGCCCAUAUGCAGUGUCCCAGGAGCCAAGAUGGACCUGGUGGAGCGGGUCACACAUGACUACAACUGGACCUUUGAACAUACAGGGAAGGUUCUGAAGGAUGUGAUUAAUAUGGGCUCAUACAACUACCUCGGCUUUGCAGAGAAUUCCGGCACAUGUGCUGAUGCUUCUUCUGAGUGCACUAUGAUGUAUGGUGUGGGGGUGAGCAGCACCAGGCAUGAAAUUGGUAAUCUUGACAAGCAUGAGAAGCUGGAGAAGCUGGUGGCUAGGUUUUUAGGGGUGGAGUCGUCCAUGGUGUUUGGAAUGGGCUUUGCUACAAACUCCAUGAAUAUUCCUGCACUCACAAGCAAGGGCUGUCUGAUCUUAAGUGAUGAGCUCAAUCAUGCCUCUCUGGUUCUGGGAGCUCGUCUUUCUGGCUCCACCAUCCGUGUAUUCAAACACAACAAUAUGCAGAGUCUGGAGAAGCUGCUUCGGGAUGCUAUCGCGCACGGUCAGCCCAGAACCCACCGGCCCUGGAAGAAGAUCCUCAUCCUCGUGGAGGGAAUUUACAGUAUGGAAGGCUCAAUAGUGCGACUUCCUGAGGUCAUUGCCCUGAAGAAGAAAUACAAAGCCUACCUUUAUCUAGAUGAGGCACAUAGUAUCGGGGCACUAGGAGCGAGAGGCAGAGGUGUGGUGGACUAUUUCGGUCUGGAUCCAGCUGAUGUUGACAUCAUGAUGGGCACAUUUACCAAGAGCUUCGGUGCUGCUGGAGGAUACAUUGGAGGAAAGAAGGAGCUGAUUGAUUACCUGCGCUCACACUCUCACAGUGGAGUUUACGCUACCUCAAUGUCCCCGCCCGUCACUCAGCAGAUUAUCACUUCUAUGAAGUGCAUUAUGGGAGAGGAUGGCACAACGUUAGGUCAGGAAAGACUUCGUCAGUUGUCAGAAAACACAACCUACUUUCGCAGGAGACUCCACGAGAUGGGCUUUAUCAUCUAUGGGAACAAUGACUCCCCUGUUGUACCCUUGAUGCUUUACAUGCCAGCUAAAAUCGGAGCGUUCGGGCGGGAGAUGUUGAAAAGGAACAUUGGUACAGUGGUAGUUGGGUUUCCCGCCACACCCAUCAUUGAGUCACGAGCACGUUUCUGUGUCUCUGCCGCCCACACCAGAGAGAUGCUCGACACCGCUUUAAACGCCAUCAGUGAAGUGGGGGAUCUACUCCAGCUGAAAUACUCGCGAAACAACAGACCUGGGGACGAAGAGACUGACUAUUUCUCAUACCUGGAGAGCCACCAGGACUAGCACUUUCCCAGCCCUCAUGACGAACUGACUUCAUCUAACCUCCACCAAUACUUUCCACCCCAGAGUGACAUGUUCUUUCUGUUUUGUCUGUAUAACUUAUUUUUCAUUUUUAUAGUGUUCAUUUCUGUGGGCUUACACUGAUUGAAGCCCACUGAUUGACCAUAUUUCAAGUCUUACCUCUAUGGUCAGAAGUCACAAUUCAUUUUAUUGUGCAAUAUCAACAGUAAAUAAGACUUCAUAUCACUGUGUUUUUAUUCCAGUAUGACACAAAAUAGAAGUUAAAGGAACAGUUCUCACAAAAAUAAAAAUUCUGUCAUCAUUUAGUCAUCCUCAUGUCGUUCCAAACCCAUAUGACUUACUUUCUUACAUGGAAAAUGAAAUGUACUGAAGAAUCUUUACACUGCUCUUUUUCAUACAGCAAAAGAGGACAAUGAUUUUUACAGUCAAGAUCCAAAAAUGACAGGAAAGCACCAAAAAAGUAGUCCUUAUGUGCUAUAUUCCAAGUCGUCAGAAGCCAUACGGUAGCUUAGUGUGAGGAACAGACCAAAAUUCUUCAAAACAUAGCUCUCAAAUCUCAUUUUCCAACUGGCCCGCAAUUGCUUUUGCAUUCCUUGUACAAACUGACACUACACAUCUGAAGGCAUUGUUUUUUUAAUUGAGCAUUAGCGCAAAUGAGAUUUGACUAAUGUUGCAAAGGGGGAUUAUUUGUGAAUAAUGCCUUAAAUUAAAUAUCAUAUGGCUUCACAAAGCUUAGAAUAUAGUGCACAAAUCAUAUUGCCCACUUUUAUUAUGCUUUUUGGUUACUAUGAACUGUUAUUAAAUGGAAAAGAACUGCAUGAACCUUCAUCAAAAUAUCUUCUUUUUUUUAUUCCAAAGAAGGAAGAAAAUAUUACAGGUUUGAAAUGACAUGAGGGUGAGUAAAUAACAUAAUUUUAAUUUGAGAGAACUAAUACUAUCCAUUUUAAAUUUUGUUUUGUUUCGUUUUUUGAGGGGGGAAGACUAACUCAAUACAUUAGUAUUUUGUUUCAGGCAGUUCAACUUUUUCCACAGUUCGAGAGACAAAGUUCUGUCUGCUGAGUAUGAGCUUUUGAGAAGUAUACUAAUUUAUUAUUGUUAAACAGUAAAUAAGAGGGUUACUAUUCAUAUAAAUGUGUAUUUAUAUAAAAAAUAUUUAACAGAUAUUUAUUAAUACACAUUUCAGUAUAUCUGCUUUUCCCUUUUUACAUACUGUACUAUCUUUCUGUUGCUCCACAAAUGUUUAUUCUUUUUCAAAAUGCACAUUUCAUUGUAUAAAUGUGUCAUCAGUGUCUCAAAGACCCUUUUUUUUCCAGCUUUCUGUAAUGGGAAAUUAUUUACCAUUACCAAUGUUGAAUAUAUUUUCUGUAUCUUAAUUUGAUUUAUGUUUUACUUGAAUGUUUUUUUUACUCACUGACGAUUCACUUAUCUAAAAUGUUGUUUUUUUGUAUAAUGUCUAAGCCAAGGCAUCACACAGAGCCAGAAAUCUUUCAUGCCUUUGCGUAAUUUUAAACAAAAAUAGCCUGACAUGGUUCAUAUUUCAAUCUUUCUGUCUGUUGCUACAAACAGCAGUGGAGAGAAAUUAAUGUUGCCUUUUUAUUGUUAGAUAGCUGCUUUUGAGCUCCUGGUUUAAUGUUGAGAGUUAAUGUGAUCUAUUUUUAAGAAUACUUGUCUUGUGUUCCUCACAACUCUGACGGAAAUGCUAAAUACGGGUCACUGAUAUGAAAUGAAGUGCUCUGUUAAGUCUAUGCAUGAUGAUGUGGCUUACGAAUGCCUAUCGGAUGUACUUUUAUUUUCUGUUUUCUGAAGUCUUGUUCUUAAUCGGACAGGCAGCGCUAUAUGUCUCUGGAUGCCCACAUUGUAUGUGAAUGGGACUAUAUGACCUCAGAGCUACUGAUAACUGUUAAGAGAUGCAGAUAUGACGUUGACACAGGCUAUCUUUAUAGACUCAAGUAAAGCAACCGAGCUGCAUUCGACUGCAAGGGCAUUCUGCACUGUUUGUCUCUUACUCAUUUGUAUUUGCUACUUUCAGCAAAUAUUCAUGCAAUCACAAUCGUCACAUAUCCUUUAUUAAGAAACUGUGGCAUUCACUGAAUGUGUCUGAUUAAUCAUUUGUUUUAACUAAUAGUUAAAUAAUAAAAGAACUGGAAAAGUCAA
This is a messenger RNA of Myxocyprinus asiaticus (Chinese sucker), 3973 nucleotides long. RefSeq names its product serine palmitoyltransferase 2-like. The coding region runs from base 341 to 1801 and encodes 486 amino acids. Gene Ontology annotation, cellular component: serine palmitoyltransferase complex. The record is from RefSeq and is a predicted model, not a curated record. Gene Ontology annotation, biological process: sphingosine biosynthetic process; ceramide biosynthetic process. The transcript is spliced from 12 exons. Lineage: Eukaryota; Metazoa; Chordata; Actinopteri; Cypriniformes; Catostomidae. Gene Ontology annotation, molecular function: pyridoxal phosphate binding; serine C-palmitoyltransferase activity.